Pieris rapae (cabbage white) is the source of this 647-nucleotide messenger RNA. Its product is annotated as larval cuticle protein A3A-like. The transcript is spliced from 2 exons. The coding region runs from base 51 to 539 and encodes 162 amino acids. The record is from RefSeq and is a predicted model, not a curated record. Lineage: Eukaryota; Metazoa; Arthropoda; Insecta; Lepidoptera; Pieridae.
CCUGGCAAUACGGAACCUUCAAGUGAAUGCUACUUCUAUAAAUACGACAAAUGUCGCUAAGUACAUACUAUUUUACCGCGAACAGUUACAACAUGAUAAGGAUAGUCUUGUGUUUGUGUGUGUUACGUGUGGCUGCUAUUAUUGUGACUGAUGCACCACCAAGUACAGAAUAUAAUUAUUGGUACAAUAUAGGAGAUCCAACAACGGGAGCUGUCAAAUUUCAUAAGAAAAUAAGUCUGGGAAAUUUCAGAAGGGGAUCCUAUUAUUUAAUAGACCCAGAUGGGAGCAAACGUACGGUUGACUCCAAGAAUGAUUUCAAGGCUAUUAUAAGAACAGUACCAUACAAUUCGCAUAAGUCAUAUAGUCCGUUUAAUUAUGCAUAUCGAGUGCCACUUCCAGAAUUUCACCAGCCACCAACAACGAGUACAAAUUCGAUACAAGACGAGCCUGUCCUUUUCACACCGGGAAAUAAUACUCAAAUAGAUAGACCUACUUUUAGCCAGAGGCAAUUGUUUAUGCCAAAUUAUAUGCAUCAUUAGGAAUAAAAACGUGUGUAUGUUUUAUAAUAUAAACCUUAUUAUAUUAUAAGUUUUAAUGUUUUUCGAGUAUAAUUAUUACUCUAAAAACAAUAUCAAUUUAAUAACAAU